This is a messenger RNA of Culicoides brevitarsis, 1051 nucleotides long. RefSeq names its product collagenase-like. Lineage: Eukaryota; Metazoa; Arthropoda; Insecta; Diptera; Ceratopogonidae. The transcript is spliced from 2 exons. The coding region runs from base 31 to 1026 and encodes 331 amino acids. Gene Ontology annotation, biological process: proteolysis. Gene Ontology annotation, molecular function: serine-type endopeptidase activity. The record is from RefSeq and is a predicted model, not a curated record.
GUUUAGUUUUUGAAUUGAGAUCCACUAAAGAUGUGGAUUUUUCUACUUUUAGUGGCAUCUGUGAGUGCUAAUCCUCAAUGGAACAUUCCCGGAAUUCCCGGACAUCCAGGAAAGCCCCAUAUUCCCGGCGUACCUGAAUUUCCAAAAGUUCCUCAAAUCCCGGGUGUUCCUGAAUUUCCUAAAGUUCCUCAAAUCCCUGGCGUUCCCGGCCUUCCUCAAAUUCCCGGCUUUCCUGGAUUCAAUUUCCAUCAACCUGCAUUCCCCGAAGAUGUUCGUCGCUCCUCCUCCUCUUCUCGCAUCGUCAAUGGAUGGCCUGCAAAACUCGGGCAGUUCCCCUACCAAGCCCGAAGUCGUGCCAAGAAAGGUGCUCAUUCGUACAGCAUUUGCGGCGGUUCAAUUCUCUCCGAAACUGUCGUUCUCACGGCAUGCCAUUGCACCGUUGGACACGAUUCCUUCGAUAUGGGCUUCGGUUCGAUCGAUAUGAAAGAUCCCGCCAUCGAGAUGACUGUCACCAAAACAAUUCAACAUGAAGAUUUCAACCCAAAAACCUUAAACAACGACAUUGCUCUAUUUAUUCUGCCCGAAAAACUGACUUACACGGAAAACAUUAAGCCCAUCCAGCUACCAAGUUACAGUCAAAAAGACAAGUCAUUUGUGGGUGAAAAGGCAACCGUUUCGGGUCACGGUAAAACUGGAGAUCACGAAAGUGUUUCGACGAAACUGAUGUACGUUUACACAAAAGUCAUCGAAAACGAAGAAUGUCGCAAGCAUUUCGGACGAAGACUUAUUAAGCCUUUUACGUUAUGUGUCGUCGGAUGGGAUAGCGCGAACCAAUCAACAUGCCAAGGGGAUUCAGGAGGUCCAUUAGUUGUCGACGACGAUAACUUGGGCGAAGUUAUUCAGAUCGGAGUUGUUUCUUUCGUCGCCAAGAAGGGAUGUGAAGCCCAAAUUCCAACAGGAUUCGUUAGAGUUUCUCAUUAUUUGGAUUGGAUCAACAAGAAUGGCGAUAUCUCGAUUCGAGAAUAAAAAAAUAAAAAUCACCUGGAAAUGA